Ailuropoda melanoleuca (giant panda) is the source of this 943-nucleotide messenger RNA. Its product is annotated as hemicentin-2-like. Lineage: Eukaryota; Metazoa; Chordata; Mammalia; Carnivora; Ursidae. The transcript is spliced from 4 exons. The annotation marks the transcript as partial. The record is from RefSeq and is a predicted model, not a curated record. Gene Ontology annotation, molecular function: calcium ion binding.
ACUGACAGAGCUCUGUCCCCCCAACCCCCCCACUCCCCAGACAGGGACGAAUGUUCAGACAGCCCCAACCCCUGUUCUCACUCCUGCCACAAUGCACCUGGUCGCUUCUCCUGCUCCUGUCCGGCGGGCUUUGCCCUGGCCAGGGACGACAGGAACUGCAGAGACGUGGACGAGUGCGUGGAGCAGUCGGAUGAGUGUCGCUACAACCAGAUCUGUGAGAACACCCCAGGCGGGCACCGUUGCAGCUGUCCCCGGGGGUACCGGCUCCAGGGCCCCGGCCGGCCCUGCCUAGAUAUCAACGAGUGCCUGCAGCUGCCUAGGACCUGUGCCUUCCAGUGCCAAAACGUCCAGGGCGGCUACCGUUGCCUGUGCCCCCCGGGCCAGAUCCUCCUCCGUGACGGCAAGACCUGCACCCCGCCAGAGCAGAGUGAACAAAAUGGGACCACUGUCAGCCACCGGGGCCCCUUAGUGCCUUGGCUGCGGCCCCGGACCCCCCGCCCCAGGGGAUCCUACCAUGCCUGGGUCUCCCUCCGGCCGGGCUCCGGGGGCCCGAGCAGUCUGGGCCGGGCCUGGUGCCCCGCCGGCUUUAUCCGGCAGAAUGGUGUCUGCACAGACCUGGACGAGUGCCAGGUGAGGAGCCUGUGCCAGCACGCCUGUCGAAACACCGAGGGCAGCUACCAGUGCCUCUGCCCCGCGGGGUACCGCCUCCUCCCCAGCGGGAAAAACUGCCAGGGUGAGCGGUGGCCCUCCCAGGUCCAGGCGGGCCAGGACGGGGCUUCAUGGGAAGGGCUGGCUCCCUCCAGCCGCUUCUCAACCAUCUCACGUGAGGGUGGGGCAGGGAGAGGAGCUCAGAGCACCCCAGGAGCCCACAGCCAGCCCAGAAGCCACACUCUAAGCAGGAACUACGAGGUUGCACAGGCAGGCUCCGAAAGCAGCCGUGGAG